AUGCCGCCACCCCGGCCGUCUCUCUGGAGCCGCUCGUUCGACACAGGUCUCACGUCUUCGGAGAUCUCAACCCAGUUACGCAACCCCGGCGACAUCUUCUCUGUUCUCCUGAUCCUCGGCGGAGAUGUCGUCUGUCGCGCCAUUGCCCAGCUAGCUGGAGACGGAAUCACCCCCGUUUCGUUCUCUUUCGGAUGGGUGGCUUAUAUUGUAGCAGCACUGCUAGCUGCAAUAGGAGAUCGUAGACUGAUGCCUCUCCCAGAUAGUCCGUGCCUGGUGAUCAAUGCGCGGUCAGGGUAUGUCCGGGAUAACCGCAGCUGGAUCCUGGGCCGGAUUCUACGCGACUUUGAAAUCUGGAUGGAUGAUGGACAUCCAGACGGGCCAAUCCAUCGCCAGCUAAAUAAGAUGCGCGAUCAGCGGUGGGAAAAGGCUCGUCACAACGCCCACCGCGAGCAUCCAGGCGCUUCCGAAAGCAUUGCCCGGCCGUCAAAGGCCGGUCUUUGCGUCUCGGUUUUCGACGCUGCGCAGGCCCGGCCUGGGUAUCCCGGUUAUGAUCUGCUUUACUACUUGGGUAUCGGCACUGCAAUUCUGCAGUUGGGCAUUGCUGCUAUCCCGCUUGGGAUAUGGGGUGACUGGGGUGUAUUGCUUGUCACUGCCGCUGGGAUCAUCCUAUCGUUUACGACAGCUAGUCUUCCUCAGUGGCAGCAAGAGAAGUGGUCUUGUCGACGCAAUUCCAGAAAGACCAUUAUUCUCACUCGUGGCAAUGGGUCUCAACACGCUAUAGUUAUCGUUGGCGCCGGCCGGGGGUUAGACUUGGAAGACCUCGCGAGCGGGCCUAUAGAUAUGGAUGUAUCUCGCGCGUCAGCGACGACACUAAUCCUCAUGGCCCUCGCCGCGCUCUGGAUAGUACUCCUGAUUGUCGCCGCAGGUCUUCAGCAGAAUACGUGGUUCUUGCUGGCUACGGGAGGCAUCGGGAUGUUUGAGAAUAUCCUGGUUGCUGGAUGGCCACGCCAGCCGAAAUAUUUUGGCAUUCCACUCGUAUUUAAGGACGUUAUAGGGGAGACCGGAGUCAUGGAUACUUUAUUUGCUGUAGAGCGGGCCUAUCCUCGUGCUGGCCAGGCGAUGCUGAACACAUUCUUUCCGGGUAGGCUGUCCAACAAGGAGAGGGAGAGAUGGGAUGAACUGCACCAGUUGGCGGACGCAUUAGAUGAGUCUGCGCGAGAGACUGCAUUAACCUCGCCAGAGUGA
This is a messenger RNA of Aspergillus puulaauensis, 1245 nucleotides long. RefSeq lists its product as uncharacterized. Lineage: Eukaryota; Fungi; Ascomycota; Eurotiomycetes; Eurotiales; Aspergillaceae. The transcript is spliced from 2 exons. The coding region runs from base 1 to 1245 and encodes 414 amino acids. The record is from RefSeq and is a predicted model, not a curated record.